This is a messenger RNA of Cyanistes caeruleus (blue tit), 1698 nucleotides long. The record is from RefSeq and is a predicted model, not a curated record. Lineage: Eukaryota; Metazoa; Chordata; Aves; Passeriformes; Paridae.
GAAUGUCAAGGAGGGCACUCUGAGGAAGGUGCUGACCUUGCUUCCAGGUGUAAAUAUUAUAAUCUUAACGGCGGAGUGCGAGCCAGGAAUGCGAGCAGAGCUGCCUGGGGAGCUGUUUCCCAUCAGGUGUUUCUUUACAGACCCUGAGAUUAUGCAGAAACCAGGGCAAAUUUGAUAAAGCUGUGAAGUGUUUUUUGAGCCGGGGACAAUGGAAAUUCGUCCCCGGAACGUCUGUGAUGAAGUUCUACAGUACUCAUAGCCCAGGAAUCCGGGUUUUGCACACACCAAUCAAGCUAAUAAACGACAUACCCUUAUUUUGCAAAGUGCAAAAUAAAUAUUCUGGGUUAUGGCAGUAGAAGACUGAAACUUCUGUAUUUCAAGUUUCCUGUUGUGAUUAAACUUUCAAGAUCAGUUCUGGUAUUAUCUAAUGUAAUCUUUGCCCAGUCCAAAUGCUUUUUAUUGUGCCUCCAUUUUAUGGUCCACAUAACAGGGAAAGGUGUUUUGUGUCUCUCUGGAAUGAUGGAAUUUAACUAUUAACUUGUUCAGUGUGAGGAAAACAAAAAACUUUCGAAAUUCAGAAUACUCUGUAAUACAAAAUACACGUGUUCCUCUUUGACCUGAGUCUCUUUGCUUUUCAGAGGUGAUGUUUCUGUGAAGUAAUGGAUACACCUGAGAGUUCAGCCAUUGUAGUAUCUGUUAUCAUUUAUCUUUAGGAAAAGGCAAAACUUCUGAGAAGUCAGCCUGCUCAGAUUGUGGAACCCAAAGGCCUUCUCUAUGUCCAGCAGAGAGAGUUUGCAGUGACUACCCCUAAAGAUGGUUCUGUUUCCAUUCUUGGAUCAGAUGAUGCCACUACCUGCCACAUAGUUGUGCUCCGACACACAGGCAGCGGAGCCACGUGCCUGACGCACUGCGAUGGCUCCGACACCGAGGCCGAGGUGUCGCUCAUCAUGAGCUCGGUGAAGUCCUUCUCUAACUCCACAGGCUGUGGCAGGCUGGAAGUGCACCUAGUUGGAGGUUUCAAUGAUGAUAGGCAGUUAUCACAAAAACUUACUAAUCAGCUUCUUAGAGCGUUUGACCUCCAGCCGGAGGACGUUCAUUUAGUGACUUUCUGUGUAACAGAACUAAAUGACAGAGAAGAACAGGAUAUUCACUUUCCAAUCAUUUAUGGAAUAGCUGUGAAUGUUAAAACAGCAGAGAUUUUCCCUGCAACCUUCCCAGAAAAAGGGCCGGAUGAGGAUCUGCGUUCAGCCCAUGUUUUAACAGGAGCACCACUGACCAACAUCUAUGACGCAAAGACAGAACAACUCCAGAUUGGGCCUUAUUUCUGGGGGCCUUUCCCACAUGUGGAUUUCUGGUUGGAACAAGAUGAUGCACAGAUUUUACAGAACCUUUCCACGUCGCCCCUGGCUGAGCCCCCCCACUUUGUUUCUCACAUUAGAUCUACAUUAACAUUUCUAAAAGAGCAUCCAUUUCCAUCUCGGUCCCUGUUCCCUGACAGGAAACCUCGCAUCUACAAAAAAAAUGAAGAAGGGUUGUGGGAACAGGCUUGUUCUGACAAAAUCUAACCUGGAACCCACCCCCACAACAACUUUAGGGAAAUGCAAUCUUGCAAGAAGAGCAAUUUGUUGCAAAGAGCAUAUUGCUGGUCACAAAUACUAUUGUUCCUGUGCUUUUCAAAAUAAAAUAUUUUGAUAGAAG